GUUUCAUGCAGUUGAUGUACCUCUCAUUGAUCUAAGCAAGUCUUCAUCAGCCAAUACUACUCAAAAGGAUUCAACAUUUUAUCAACAAAUCCCUAAAGUAAAACAACCUACAAAUUGGAUCCCAUUUUCUAGGCGCGACUCAAAUGCAUUAGAACAAGCAUAUCGUUCAGGAAUUCCUGGAACUAAAGUUCCAUGCAACGAAGAUUAUUUAUUUGAAGUUGAUGUUGAUAAGCGUGAGAUUCAUUCUGUAUAUUGGUGUGGUCCUAUUUAUGAAGUCAGGCGUGGAACAUGGUUUCAACAAAUCGAACUUAAUAAGUAUAUACCCUGCGAUGAAAAUUUAGCAAUGCAAAUUGAAGAAGGUUAUAA
Racocetra persica is the source of this 366-nucleotide messenger RNA. The record is from the annotation of a GenBank genome assembly. NCBI's taxonomy places the organism in Eukaryota, Fungi, Glomeromycota, Glomeromycetes, Diversisporales, Gigasporaceae.